GUGAAACUUAUGAGUGUUGCAUUCUAAAAUGGACCGUUUUCACGACGAAGAUAUCUACAUUUCUUCCACCAUGGUGAACAUCGCUGGAAUGCCCGACCUCAGUGGGCUGACAAAUGCUGAUAGAUUCGCCAUGAAUGAAAGCGAUCUCUUGCAGCUUCAUGGGUCCAAUUUGCAGAUCUUCAGAAAUUUGAUGUUUUUCGUGGAAGCAGACGAGGCACUGUCCAAUAGCCCUAUUAAUUUCGGGAAUAACUUCAGCACCAUUCGAGUUCGUUUGAACCGCGUAGUGGCCAUGCUUGAAGCCGUGAUGGAACAAAGGGACUUCUUUCAAACUGGCUUCCCUACACCACCUGCUGUUUACCUGCAGCCAAAUGGCAACGAACUGGAGCGCAACACCCGGGACCUUUUUGUUCUGCAAGAGAUGCACUCGUACCUCCAUGUCGCUCAUUAUGACCUUUACACCUGGUAUAGCAGACACCUUUACAAUUACCACGCCAGCCAAUAGGAAGGAAGCUGUCCUCCAAGGGACCGAACGCUGUCAACACCUGCUCUGUAUUCACGCACCCCUGGACCCUUCCUUAAGAAAUGUUCAG
Acanthaster planci (crown-of-thorns starfish) is the source of this 590-nucleotide messenger RNA. RefSeq lists its product as uncharacterized. The record is from RefSeq and is a predicted model, not a curated record. Lineage: Eukaryota; Metazoa; Echinodermata; Asteroidea; Valvatida; Acanthasteridae.